This is a messenger RNA of Alnus glutinosa, 2008 nucleotides long. RefSeq names its product transcription factor bHLH18-like. The record is from RefSeq and is a predicted model, not a curated record. Lineage: Eukaryota; Viridiplantae; Streptophyta; Magnoliopsida; Fagales; Betulaceae. Gene Ontology annotation, molecular function: protein dimerization activity. The transcript has 4 exons. The coding region runs from base 352 to 1449 and encodes 365 amino acids.
GGGUUUUUAUUUUUCUAAUUUCCACAGAUCCGCGAUCACUUCAUAGAUCAAGUUGCCAUUUUAUUAGUGUCCAUGAUUCCACGUCUCAUCGAGACACAGACAGAGAGAAAGAGAACCAGCCUUCAUUAAUUUGAAUGAAUUAAGGAUCUGGACAAUAUUUGCACACGUGGGUGGGAGAGGAAUCAUUAAUGGAUGAUGAACAUUAACUGCUAUAAAGGCGAAGGAGCUGGAGAUCGUCCAUCAUGGGCCACUUUGAAAAGAUAAGCUUUCCUAGGUAGAAAGGUAAGCUUCAAUAUCUACAGAUACUCUCUCUUUCUGCGGCAUCUUAGAGUAAAUAAAGGAAUCGCAGAAAUGGAGAUUUCAUCGGCGAAAUGGCUUUCUGAAUUGGGUAUGGAUGAUUACAACUACAUCAACCAAUGCCACAUGAACAGUACUCUUGAUGAUGGGUUUGCCACUGCGAUGGGAGAGAAUUUCCAACAAUCUUUCUCUUCUGAAAGCUAUUGUUCAUAUCCUCCUGCCUUCAAUACCAAAAACACCAUCACCACCACCGCCACUACCUUCAGUAAUUCUUCUAUUGAAACAUCUCAGAACAGCUUUAAGAGGCCCGCCAAACAGCCAAAGACUAACAGUUGGAACUCUGGCGUUACAGAGCAAUAUGUUUCACCAAAACCUUCUUCUUCCUCCCAUAUUCUUUCAUUUGAGAAUUCGAACUCGCUGCCAGCCAACCCUAAGCAGUUCUUUUCAACUCUUGACCCUACUUUGGAGCUGAAGGGCGACGAGGUUGUCUCCCAAGUAAAUAUACACGGAUCUUUGGUUUCCAAGGGUUCAGUAGAGAACCAGAGCUUUGCACCAAAAGCCAGCCACGAGAAUAAGAGGGCCUACUCAAUGAUUAGAACGCCUACAAAUGCUCAAGAUCACAUAAUCGCCGAGAGAAAGCGUAGAGAAAAGCUCAGCCAACGGUUCAUAGCUCUUUCAGCCAUUGUUCCUGGCCUAAAGAAGAUGGACAAAGCUUCUGUUCUUGGAGAUGGUAUCAAGUACUUAAAAGAGCUUCAAGAACGCGUAAAAUAUCUGGAGGAACAGACCAAGAAGAGAACUGUGGAAGCUGUAGUUUUUGUGAAGAAGUCUCAGCUCUCUGCCGAUGACGACACUUCUUCCUGUGAUGAAAACUUCGAUGGCCGCCGCUCCGACGAAGCACUCCCCGAAAUAGAAGCAAGAAUUUCAGAAAAGGAUGUACUUAUCCGAAUCCACUGCGAGAAACACAAAGGAGUAAUUGUGAAAAUACUGAGCGAAAUAGAGAAGCUUCAUCUAUCUGUUGUCAAUAGCAGUGUCUUGCCAUUUGGGAAUUCCACACUCGCUGUAACCGUUAUUGCUCAGAUGGACGAUGAAUCCGACAUGACAGCGAAGGAUUUAGUGAAAAGCCUACGCGUGCUUUUACUAAAGAACAUAUAAAUUCAACAUGGUAGACAAAGAUCAGUUCGUGCAUUAAUUGUUGCUUUGGAAAUUUAUCGACAUUUUUUUUUUUUUUUUUGGACCAUUUGCCUUGACAGAAGCUUUGUACUGUCGUGAGGAUUCUAUACUGCCGGAGGGUUUUUUUCUUGUUCUUGUUUUUGCGUGGUUGACUAUAGUUGACCAUGUUGAAUCACCCGCUCGCUGUAAAACAUAAACCUCACGGCUAUAGUUUAUGAUCAUUGAUCAUGACCAGGAAUUUUGAGAUUUCGAGGCUUAUAAUCAUAAUGAAAUCUCUUUUUCAUAAGGCAAAAUUGUGGUCUGUGUUUUUGUACUACAGAGAGAAGAGAGAAGCAGGCCAGGCAUUUCUCUUAGAAAUUAAUUGGAUCAGGGCAGUAGGGAGAUUUGUCUCUUGGGUCUUCAUAUAUAUGAAAUCAUCCCUUCUCUAAACUCUACUUCUAGCUGUAUACUGAAUUUUUGAGCUGCAUUUCUUUUAUAAUCAAUGUAACCUCUGUCUGAAUUAUGAAAUUAAGCAAUACCAAGAAGCUGAUUUUUCAUCUUU